Messenger RNA from Aspergillus ochraceoroseus IBT 24754, 1548 nucleotides. Its product is annotated as MCT family MFS transporter. Gene Ontology annotation, molecular function: transmembrane transporter activity. Gene Ontology annotation, biological process: transmembrane transport. Lineage: Eukaryota; Fungi; Ascomycota; Eurotiomycetes; Eurotiales; Aspergillaceae. The coding region runs from base 1 to 1548 and encodes 515 amino acids. The transcript is spliced from 2 exons. The record is from RefSeq and is a predicted model, not a curated record.
AUGGCAGAUAAUACUCCAAUCGACAUAAUUCGUUCCCGAAGCUAUGAUGACCCGGAAUUUCAAGAGUCCUGUAGAGAAGGACCCCACCAAAAUAUAGACCAUGAGAAAGAUAUAGGAAUCCCGAGAGAAAAAUCUGCAGAAGAUGUACCCCCGGACGGUGGCUACGGUUGGGUCUGUAUAGCCAGUGUUUUUUGGAUCAACGCUCACACAUGGGGGAUCAAUAGUAGUUACGGCGUGUUUCUUUCUUACUACCUCUCCCAUAAUGUGUUUCCCAAUACCUCCGCACUCGCGUAUGCAUUUACCGGUGGCUUGAGUAUAUCGUGUGCCCUGCUCAUUGCUCCCUUGGCUACUUAUCUCAUCCACCUCCUUGGAACCCGUACGGUCUUGAACUUAGGGGUCUUCUUUGAGACACUGUCUCUCAUUGGAUCUUCGUUUGUCACGCAAAGAUGGCAGAUAUUUCUAAGUCAAGGUGUGUGCUUCGGCUUCGGGAUGGGAUUCCUCUUCGUUGGCAGUGUUGGCAUUACUCCUCAGUGGUUCCAUCGUCGACGGAGCCUUGCCAUGGGCAUUAAUGCUGCUGGAUCUGGCUUGGGGGGGCUGAUCUACUCUCUUGCAGUGGGUACGAUGCUACCUCGGCUCGGAUUGAGCUGGACCUUUCGAAUAUUGGGCAUCAUAGCCUGUGUGGUCAAUCUAGUAUGCGCAAACCUCCUUAGAGAUCGCAACAAAGCUGUCGGAAGCCGAUAUAAGGCCUUUCAUUUCCCUUUACUCAAGCGCCCCGAAGUCCUCCUCUUCCUUGGCUGGGGUAUCUUCACGAUGCUUGGCUAUGUCGCUGUCCUCUUUAGUGUUGCCAACUUUGCGCUCUCCGUCGGCCUCUCGGCCCAUCAGGGCAGUAUCAUCAGUGCCCUCCUUAACCUCGGUCAGGCUCUUGGACGGCCCUUUGUGGGUAUGUUCAGCGAUAAGCUCGGUCGGAUCAACAUCGCAACCUUCCUUACUUUCUUAUGCGGCCUCUUCUGCCUCCUAAUCUGGACCUUUGCCCACAGCAUGGGCCUUGUCUCAUUCUUUGCAGUCCUCGUCGGCACAGUUGCAGGUACUUACUGGGCUACGGUAACCCCCGUACUAGCCGAAAUUAUCGGACUCAGGGACUUGCCCAGCGGCCUGAGUAUUACCUGGCUGCUCCUGGUUGCACCGACGACUGUUGCUGAACCGAUCGCCCUCGUUCUCCGAGAUAAUAACUCCAAAGAUAAAAUCUAUCUCCAUGUCCAGAUCUUCACGGGGCUCAUGUAUGUCGCCGCUUCGCUAUGCUUGUGGUUAGUGCGAGGGUGGAAGGUAGGUGAGGAUGCUAGACUUGAGCUAGAGAAAUCAUCCUUGGCCGUGAACAACAACAACAACAACAACAACAACAAAGAGAUGUUUUCUCUCCAACAAGAAGGGGUUGCUCAGAGUAUCCACAAUGGUAAAAACAGGACUGCACGAGCCUCUACGCCCACCACGCCCUCCCUAUGGAACCCGCCUACCCUGCUGCGCCGGAUGGUGGCCAUGAAACGGGUCUGA